Molecule: messenger RNA, 3120 nt
Organism: Populus nigra (black poplar)
Lineage: Eukaryota; Viridiplantae; Streptophyta; Magnoliopsida; Malpighiales; Salicaceae
Exons: 21
Coding region: 105-2696 (863 amino acids)
Cellular component (GO): nucleus
Source: RefSeq, a predicted model, not a curated record
CUAAAACCCUCUUUAUUUUAGUGAACAACACUUCUACUACCACGGAUAUUUCCACCCGGCGACCAUCACCAACACUAGCGGCCGUCUUUCUUGUUUCGGUGAAAAUGGCAAAAACUAAGGGUUCUUCCAAGAAGCAGCAAAAGCGUGGAAUUGACUUCAAAAAAAUAAAGCGAAAGAUCGGCAGGAAAUUGCCACCUCCUAAGAAUACUACUAAUACAGAAAUUAAAUCCAAAGCAAUUGUUCUUCCGGAGCAGAGUGUGGCAUCAGAGAAAGCAGGUUUAGCUGUGAGCAAGAAAGGCUUAACUUUGAAAGAGCUUCUUCAACAUACAUCCCAUCACAAUGCGAAAGUCCGUAAAGAUGCCUUGAUGGGCAUGAAGGAUUUAUUCCUCAAUCAUCCAGAAGAGCUUAAAUUGCACAGAUAUGCUGUUAUAGAAAAAUUACGUGAACGGAUCAGUGAUGAUGGGAAAACUGUUCGAGAAAACCUUUAUCAACUUCUUAAGUCAGUGAUUUUACCAGGCUGCAAAGAGGAUAAUCAGGGACUUGUCAUUUCGUUAAUGAUGGCUUACAUCUUUAAUGCAAUGACACAUUUAGCAAUUGACAUUCGACUUAUGGCAUUCAAAUUUUUUGAUCUCGCUGUUGAAUAUCAUCCUCCUUCAUUUUUCUCAUAUGCUGAAAAGAUACUUCAAAAUUAUGAAGAUAUUCUUCGGAAGAACCAGUUCUAUUUAGAAGACAAAGUCAAGCUGAAGAAUGCUCUUGCUGGUUUGGUGCGAUGCUUGUUGCUGUUGCCAUCUAGUAAAGAAGUUAACCUGCCUGCGAAGAAUAUCCCUGAGAAAAAAAUAUUGCAGGCUUUUGAGCCUGAUGUGCCUACAGUAUUUGCAGAAUAUUCCGUCAUCAUCAAGAAGCUGAAAGACCUUGUACCAGUUUUAGUCAAUUGCUUCCAAGAUUUUCUCCCUGUACUUCACGACUCACUAGAUGCACAAUCAUUUGAUUGCAUGCUUAACAUACUUCAGAGCAUAGAUCUUGCAGUCGCAUUCUUUAUACAUGGGAUUCAGCAAGGUCAUCCCGAAUCACCACCUCUUGAUCAAAGCUUCUCAUCAGUAUUGUUGAAGAAGUUACUAGUUGUGUUUCCUCUCAGUCCAAUGCAUCACCUUUCAGAAAAGGAUGAUGACAGAUAUGUUCUCUUGAACAUUGUAAUUACAGAAAUAUUUAUGCACUUAAGUGAAUGGAUCUGCCCACCUGCUGUCUUAUUUGAGAAAUUUCUAUCAUUUGUGGAAUACGUGUUGCUUGAAAAGAGCUGCAGUAACGUGCGAUCUAACAAAGCAGUUCGAGAAAAGCAGAUAUCUACACUGAUUCCUUUUAUCCCAAAACUUGUGUCACGGGUGAUUGGAAAUUGGAAGAAUCGCCUUCUCCAGGCAUUUACAAAGACAUUCCAGGAUUGCAGUCCAGAGUCUUCAGUAAAAUUAGCUUGCCUUGCUGCAAUUGAAGAAAUGAUCAUUUCUCAUGAAGAUCUGCUGUGCACAGAUGUCAAUGAUUCAGGACUAUUUGACUACAAGAUUACUUGGAUAAGAGAGCUGCCUAUGUUGCUCAUUCUGCUAGGCGACCGGCACUCAUCCUCUUCCAAGGUUGUGUUGCAUCUUCUACUUCGCCUGGGGCAACGUUCAUUGUUGUAUGAUGAUAUGCAAGGCUUGCUGAAAGAGUUCUACAGCACAGAUCAAGACAAAGGGAACAUAUGUUAUGGUCCUUUUUUAAGGCUAGCCAGGGAUUCACAAGAACUCUCUAUCUGCUGUCUUUAUUAUUUUUCUCAACUGGAUUCAACUUUGCUGAAGUCAAUUGCUUCUUGCUGCGUGUGUCAUGAGUUGGAUCCAUUUAUGUUAUUCCGGAUCAUAGAGGUUUUACAUUCAACCUACAAAGCUGGCCACAUUCAGAUUUCUGACUUCAUCAGCUUCUUAAUCACGUUGGCUUCGCGUUUCAAAGUUUUUCCUGAAAAUAUUUUUCCUGCCACGGAGAGAGAUAUGAAGACCUCAAAUCAUGCAACUUUUAAAUCAUUGAUCAGUGUUGUUUGCUCAUGCCUGUCGCAGAUGGGUGACAAUUCUCUAGUUUUUGUGAUUCUAGAGAAAGUAAUGCUAGAGCAGCUAUCAUUAAAACCACCUCUGGACAAUUCUUGUGCUAUGCUCAGAAUGCUUAUUGCACUGGAUUCUAAGCCCACAAGACUUUCUGAACAAAGUAUUUGCUCUUUAAGCAAUGUCCUCUCAGCAUAUCUCAUUGAUGUUGCACAUUGUGUUCUAGAAGAUGAUGAUGAGAGCAUGAGCUCCAUCCAUGGACAAACACGUCGUUAUUAUCUUCUGCCUAGCUUUAUCCUGUUUGAUAGAAGUCACAAACUUCUCAAUCUUGUGUUGAACGUGAUGGGGUCAUCGAUUAAUGGAAGAAGUUUCUCACUUCUAUCUGGUGAUCGUAUCUGUUAUGCCAAGGGGAGCUCAAGUAUUAUAAAUGCUAUUGUUUCUGUUUUACUAUGGAUGCAAAGGGAAGCUAAGGUUCAGCAAAUUCUUUAUUUAUACAAGGAAGAGAUUGACCACAUUUCACGAAGCAUAUGCUCUUUACAGUCUUUAGAGGAAAUCAACGUGCCAAUAGAAGAAAGACACAUAAUAAACCGGGCAAUUGAUCGAUUAAAGACUCUAACAAGUUCAUUAUAUCAGUAGAAGCAAAUGACUUAUAUUAUCAUUGCGGAUACUCAAAUUUCCCAGCAAAUAGAGGGAAGUUGGAGAGAUUGCAUAAUAAGAUGACCCAUAAUUGCAAGGUACAAGCUUGGAAAAGGCGAACAGCUUUGAUGGUUUAUGAGGAUUUGCCAUAGUGGCUGGGAAUGUGUUAAAGAAUAUGGCUUUUUUCGCAAGUCAAUGAAGGCAGCAUCUAUAUUCCAAGUUUUCUGUGGCAUGCGGGCACAGUUUUGAAGUCUUAAAUUGCGUUACAAUUUUGAAUUAGGUAAUAGAUGGUUAGAGGGGGGAAAUGUUAGCCCCUCAUUUUCCUUUCUUUUGUGGUAUAUAUAGGAAUGUUGUUGGAGAUAAAAUUUUGUAAUGGAAAGAAGUGAAGGUUAAUCGGUUGUUGGAUGAACACUUGCACAGGACA